UUUUGUAUUUUCUUUGGUUUUCCUUGUCGCUGAAGAGUUGGUUUUUCUUCUCUCCACAGUUCGAAUUUGGUGAAAUCAAUGCGUAGAAAGUGAAUCCGAGGUUGUCGCUGACGUUACGCAAAGCCGUGGAAAAGUGAAAAGCCACGGAAAACCUGGCCGCUCUAAAAGUGCACCUAAAGUGCAGCUGCCCAUUUGGAAAUUCGGCGACUGAUACUGAUUGCCGUUGCGUGCGCCGCCUGCAUAGCUCCCCUAGCCUCUAAUUGUCGGCUGUCCGACCGGAGCAACACCUGGUCGAGCGCCGGCCCCCCUGCCGGCACAGAGCGGCCGCCGCAUGCGUCUCAUCCAAACGGCCACCGGCGGUGCUGCUGCGACUGUUCUGCAGUCCCACUCCCAGUCGCAGUACAACUACACCAACAUGCGCGAAGAUGAUAUCGAGCUGGCCAUCAAAGUGGUAAUUGUUGGAAACGGCGGAGUUGGGAAAUCCUCGAUGAUACAGCGCUACUGUAAGGGCAUUUUCACCAAGGACUACAAGAAGACAAUCGGAGUGGACUUCCUGGAGAGGCAGAUCGAGAUAGACGGAGAAGAUGUACGCAUAAUGUUGUGGGACACAGCCGGGCAGGAGGAGUUCGACUGCAUAACGAAGGCCUAUUACCGGGGGGCACAGGCGUCAGUGCUCGUGUUCUCCACGACGGAUCGUGCCUCGUUUGAAGCCAUCAAAGACUGGAAGCGCAAGGUGGAGAACGAGUGCAACGAGAUACCCACGGUGAUUGUGCAAAACAAGAUUGAUCUGAUCGAGCAGGCGGUGGUCACUGCCGACGAGGUGGAGACGCUGGCCAAGGUGCUCAACUGCCGUCUGAUACGCACGUCCGUGAAGGAGGACAUCAACGUGGCAUCCGUGUUCCGCUACCUGGCCACCAAAUGCCAUCAGCUGAUGUCCCAGAGCUACGACCAGAUCGGCAGCCAGCAGCACUCGUCCAGCCAUCCGCCCUAUAACAGCACGCCCACAAUUAGCGCCUUUAGCCCGACCUUCACCAAGUCCAGCAGCGGCACCAUUGUGCUCCGUCCGGCCAAAAAAGGCAGCGGGUCUAGUGCUGCGAGGAAGCGAAAAAUAGUUCUCAAGAAGUGUGGCAUCUUGUAAGGGAAGGGGAUCAUCGCGCUGGAUCAACGCCAGCCAGGGGGACGGUGCCUGCUAGGCAGGCAGUCAAGCAGGGAGUAUGGAUGGAUGGAGGAGAUGUUGGCAAUUAAUAACUGGAGCAUAUUUAACGCUUAAUUAUUUAUGAGCCUAAUGAAGUUGUGGCCAGGUGGCGGUGGCCAGCCAACCGUUGGAUGCAACCACAGGCACAGCCACAGCCAUUCACUAGUCGUGCACAGACUCCGCGUGAUGUGGCCCAGACAUGCCAGAAAGAAGCGAUAAUCCGAAACAGUAAAAUUCAUCUUCGGGACACACCUCGAAGUAGAGAUACCCUUGCAGAUUUAAAUACAUAUUAAAUGCAUAAGGAACUAAUAUUUAAUCCAGUUGAAAGAUAACAAGUUUUCACUUUGAGAAGCGCUCCGAUGAUGUGGAUUUACAAGUUACAAAAUAUAUUACAUAUGUAUAUCCAAACCAUCCGUAAAUACCCAUCUAUUGUACACCAAUAUCUAGAAUACUCUGAUCAGUUAUCCCUGACAAGUUGUGCAUUCGAUGCUCACUUACACAAAUUCAUUCUCAAAACAAUAGUACCCGCGGGUUCUGCAAGGGUAUCGAGCUCUCAAAACCAUAACCAAUAUGCAUUAUCUUAUGUGGCUACUCAAAAAUUACCCUAAUUAGCUAUAGAUAUCAAAUAUUAAACCAGAUGGGAUGUAUUGUACUGAAAUUAUGCCCCCCUCCCCUUUGUAUAACGGAGACUGAUGCAGCAAUGCUCCUCAUAUCGGAUAUGUACAUAUACUUUCAUAUGGGUUCGUACUGGCCUAACCAAUUAUUAAAAUUAAAAGGCUAUUAACCACGCUAGCGCAGCCCAGAUGUUCAUGUGAGAUAGAUCCCUCCGCCAAUUAGCUUUGGAGAAUGUGCAAUUUAUAAUUCAGCUUAUAUAAUUAUUAGCUAAUUCAAAGUCAUGACAAAGCGCAAUUCGGCUCGUCUUUAUACGGCACCAGUUUCCAAAGUUCUACGUUCUAUGCAAAAUUCCACAUCGAUUCCCAGCGGAGUCUAUUUUACUCGCAAGACGUCUGCACAAGUGGACUACUCGUAUAAAAAAUUAACAAACUUUAUACUAAGCCCAUUCUCAUAUUGUAUCUAUACGUUUAAUGUUUGAUUUAAAAUAUACAAUUAAUAAAUUAUUUUGUGUA
Molecule: messenger RNA, 2322 nt
Organism: Drosophila obscura
Lineage: Eukaryota; Metazoa; Arthropoda; Insecta; Diptera; Drosophilidae
Gene: Rab23
Product: ras-related protein Rab-23
Exons: 2
Coding region: 332-1138 (268 amino acids)
Molecular function (GO): GTPase activity; GTP binding
Source: RefSeq, a predicted model, not a curated record